AGCUCAGCUGUUGAAUUGGAGAAAAGGAGGGGGGAGGCUAGUGCUUGUGUGUUCGGAGAGGGAGGUGGAGAGGGAAGAAGGGGGAACGACCCUCCUGGAUUCACAGACCUUCCUCUGCUUUCCCCCCUUUCUUUCUUUUUCUCUAGAAACUCCCCUGCAGUAUUAAAAUGUUAAGGUGGAGAAAGGAUUUUUCGAUAAACGAAUUCCUGGUGGGUACUGGGGUGCAGGAAGGAAUGAAGAAGCAGGUUAAAAACCUAUCAAGAAAUAGUGAACUGGGAGCGCAAGGACUCCCCAGCUAAGGAGGUGUGUGUGUGAGGGGGGUGGUCACACAGCCCACACCUCGGGCAAAGACGGGGAGAAGAUGGAAAGAGUGAAAAUGGAAGAUGCGAUAGUGGUGGUGGUGUGGACAUUUUCACCGCGGGGAGGAAAGAUUUCUUUCGGCUUGCACAUUAACGGGAGAUAUCUGGAUAAUUCCAGCUUCUGAUGACUAUAAAUGGCGAUUCUCUUCCAAGGUGCCUAUAUAAAAAAAAAAAAAUCAUUCCGUGUCAUCCCCCACGUCAGGCCUACUCGUGGGCGUGAGGCUGUACUUCCUCCGCCCCCUCCUAACGGAGUGAACCAUUCCCAGCUCUCUCUCUCUCUGUGUCUCUCUCACUCUCUCACUCUCUCCAUCUCUCUCCUCCCUCUGCCUCCCCUCUCUUCAAAGUAGUCUUCUGCUGCUGCUGCUGGAACUUGUUGGCAAUGCCUAUUUUUCAGCUUUCCCCCGCGUUCUCUAAACUAACUAUUUAAAGAUCUGCAGUCGCAAAUGGUUUUACUAAAUGUAGGAUGGGACUUAAGUUGAACGGCAGAUACAUUUCACUGAUCCUCGCUGUGCAAAUAGCGUACCUGGUGCAAGCGGUGAGAGCUGCAGGGAAAUGCGAUGCAGUCUUUAAGGGCUUUUCCGACUGUUUGCUCAAGCUGGGCGAUAGCAUGGCCAACUACCCGCAGGGCCUGGACGACAAGACAAACAUCAAAACCGUCUGCGCAUACUGGGAGGAUUUCCACAGCUGCACCGUCACAGCUCUUACGGAUUGCCAGGAAGGGGCGAAAGAUAUGUGGGAUAAACUGAGAAAAGAAUCCCAAAACCUCAAAAUCCAAGGCAGCUUAUUUGAACUAUGCGGAAACAGCAAUGGGUCGGCUCCUUCACUCCGGCUCCCGACCUUCCCUUUGCUCUUGGCGUCUCUCUCUGCAGCUUUAGCAGCCUGGCUUUCCUUCUGAGGGAGGGGCACCAGGCGCCCCCGGCAGACACACACUCACUUCAUAUUAUUGGAUUUAUAGAGGAAGUAUCCAUCCGUUUUUUGGGGACGUUGUGAUUCUCUAUGAUGCUGAAAACAUUCAUAUAGGAUUGUGGGGAAAAACAAAAAACAAAACAAAACAAAACAACACGUUAUUCUCUUUUAAUUUUUCCCUCCUUGUGUUUUAUUUGCCAAAUGUUACCAAACAGUGAGCAACAACAGCCAAACCGGACCUCAGCUUUAUUAAGUCUUCAAAUGGAAAAAGAAAAACGCGAGCCCCAUCCCCGCUUUUUUUUCUUUCUUUCCUUCUUUCUUUCGUUGUCUUUUUUUUUUCAAAAGAAUCUCAGGAACGGCCCUGGGCCGCCUAAUAUAUUAAUCAUGUUAAUACAUGAGAAAUGAUGGGCUCCUCUUAAUAGGAAAGAAAAUGUGGAGAGAAGGCCACGGGGAAUGAAUUCAAGAUCGAUGUCCACGUGCGAAGCAUCUAGUGAAUAAUUCACAGUCUCUAUCGCAUCUAUCUUCCACAGAAUCUUGUUUUGAUCAUUUCCACUGCGAAUUUCUCCUCAAGAAGAAAGAAAAGAAAAAGGACAGAUUUAAAAAAAAAAUUUAAAUGAUGGGGGAAUGGGGAGGGGGAAGAGAUGUAUCAAAUGACCACAGGAACCGAAUGCUGCUAGGGUUGCUGGGAGAUUAGCUUUACCUGCUGUUGUCAAUGCAUCUUUCCAAGUUCACUGCCUUUAUUUUCCCUCCUCUCUUUGUUUUAAAUGUUACACAUACAGUAAUACCUGAAUAUCCAACGGUAUAGAUCACGAAGGGGGCUUAAAUGUUAUCCUAAAAUACAGUAUAACGAUUUUGACAUAAAGAGCCUUGAUUAAAAAAAAUAAAUAAGAGAGAUGUAAUUUUAAAAAAAGUUUAUUAUAAAUUAAAUUCAGCAAAAAGAUUUGCUACAAAGUAUAGAGAAGUAUAAAAUAAAAAUUAUUGUUUGAAA
Monodelphis domestica (gray short-tailed opossum) is the source of this 2253-nucleotide messenger RNA. RefSeq names its product neuritin 1 (gene NRN1). Gene Ontology annotation, biological process: neuron projection extension; nervous system development. Gene Ontology annotation, cellular component: plasma membrane. The record is from RefSeq and is a predicted model, not a curated record. Lineage: Eukaryota; Metazoa; Chordata; Mammalia; Didelphimorphia; Didelphidae.